Molecule: messenger RNA, 846 nt
Organism: Coccomyxa subellipsoidea C-169
Lineage: Eukaryota; Viridiplantae; Chlorophyta; Trebouxiophyceae; Coccomyxaceae
Exons: 5
Coding region: 12-785 (257 amino acids)
Source: RefSeq, a predicted model, not a curated record
AAAGUCUUCAGAUGGCCUCCGCAGCAGUGUUAAAUUUGCCUUGCAACAUCAUGGACCUGGCGCCGGGACCGGCGAUGCUCUCUGGAGGCUUUGCAGCAGGUGUUGCCUCAUAUCUUCCUCAGGACCAACCUCAGCGCCUGCAGCGCCAAAAUCAGCCCCAACCUCCCGUGCAGGGGUUUGUAUCUCAUCCGCAGGGACGCCUGACCGAGAAGCGCAAGCGGAACUGGAGCAAGAAGCGCAAGCAGUCUGGAAGUCAAGUCCACCAUCCAAGUCAGCUGGAUGCGCUGGCCGUCAACAACAGGCAGAGGACGAAGCGCCACUACCCCCAGGGUCAGGAGACGCCUCGCACAGCUCCCCGCGCCCCGUUCAACUCGACGACCGACAUGAUAUUGGCCAGACAGAAAGAUGAUGGAGCAAGCUUGGCGUCAUCCCAGGGAGCGGCAGAGCACAAGGACGCGCAUCUGGACUUCUUUGGCACCAACGAGGUUCUGCUUAUGCACGACGCCAGUGCUUCUGAUUCUGCUUCAGACAGCAGCGACAGCGAGAUGGAGCCUGGUGCAGAGGGGCAAGGAGAUGCAGCCUUGAAGCCUCGCCAAGAUCAGACAUCCUACAUCAUGUCACUGGAGCAGGAGAACAUGGCACUGAAGCAGCAGAACCUUGAUCUGCAGGAGCGGUUGUUCCUACUGCAAGAGCAGCUGCGCAAUGGAGCAGAAGAUGCGCAUGGGCAAGCUGUGAGCGAUGAGGACGAGAGGGAUCAGGAGAUGGCCGCAGAAGAUCAACGAUGACGUGUCUGUAGCUGGCUAAGUGUACCUACCGGCACUGCAGCAUCCUGAGUGCACAUCUUGC